CUACCGAGCGGCUCAUCAGUCCGGCACGGUGCGGUGUCCCGAAUGCACGUCGAACCAUCCAUUUUUCGCGGGUUCUUGUCACGUGAUUCUGCUCCGAGCAUCACGCAGCAUCUCACGAGCACGCUCGUUCACCGGUACCGAGUGGAGAACCCGCCAGCCGACUCCGAUUAACUUCGGUACAUCGCUCGAUCGGCAGCUGCGACGCUGCGAGAUAGCGGUCUACAGCGUCCAUUGGACAUCCGCGUUUCGAUAGAAUCACGUCUGUACAGUACAAAUAUUCGACCAAGGUUUUACCGAGCAACGCACAUAAUAAAGGGCCGCAAGAGUGCGAGCGGAGAGAUUAAAAAAUCGUGGAUUCAAGAUCGACCUGUACGAGUGUUACGCGGCCCGUGGCAGCGAUCCAAGGAUUUAGCAAUGCUCAUGAAUGGGAGUGGCCAGCAUUCCAGUGGAGCGUAAAGAUCAGCGAGCCUGUCAUGAAUUAAGAUCAAUGGAAAAAAUGGAUGUCGCCAAGGGUACAACGGAGGACUUCGUGACGGUGGUCAGCGUCGGCAGUCAGCCGGCGUCGGAAAACUUUGUGACCGUUCUGUCGAUCGGCAACAGAAAGAAAGGCGAUGAAGAAACGUCGGCGGCGGGCAAGAGUCUGUCGAACGGUAUGGACGGGCACCUCGAGGAAGAGGUGGAAGUUUUCAGAUUGCCCGGGGAGCGUUUGGGCUUUGGACUCAAAUUCGAAGGCGGCAACAAGACCGCCGAGAGAGUCCGAAGACUAUUCGUGCAGAGCUGCGCGGAGCAAAGUCCAGCCAGCAGAGCGAAAUGUUCGUGGGGCACCUUAGGCGAAGGAGACGAGGUACUUUCGAUCGACGGUAUACCAGUAACACACAUGACUCGAUUGGAUUGCGUGAGAAGAUUGAAGGAGUCGCAAUUGGUCAUCAGGUUAAUGGUGAGGUGUCGCGGCGCUCUUAGACCGGAAGUGGUGAGCGCCGAGAGAAAAAUCGAAAGGAGCAAAGUGCCUCCGGAAUUACCCGCGGCACCACCGCCUGUACCGCCGAGGAAGCUGAGACAGCCUCGAGGAUCCGCGGACGGCGAGGCGAAUCCUAGUCCUAUCAAGAAAUUAUGGGACAAUUCCAAGUCGCAGAACGGAUUGCAGAAUGGCUCGCAGAACGGCACGCAGAACGGUUCGUCGAUUUCACAAGUCGGACCGCAGUGCGUGACCAAAAUAAGCUCGUACGAGAAUUGCGAGUCGAGAGGCGUCAAUGGAUUGAAUCAGGAAAGCACGAAGGAAUCGCCGAAGGACCGCUCGCCGGAGUUCGUGAAAUCGAAGCAGGAACCGCCGGAAGCAAUGGUUUAUCUGGAUGCGCGAUCGCAAUGCGGCUCCACGCAUGGCAGCACGUCCGACGAUACCGGCAGCUCCAUGUCCACCGUGGUGGACAGAUUCUCGACUUCUGAUCGCGUGUCGACCAUCUCCACGGCGUCCACGGCGUCGACUGCCGGUUCCGAACAGCCGAGUGAAUUCUCGGGCGUCGAUCGAGACGUGGACCGGUCGUCCGAUCGAGACGUGCUACUGUCUCGCGCGAUCUGCCCGCUGGAGCAUCUGGAGCGGGACUUUUCAAAUCCGCCCGAUUACCUGCUCCGCCGUCUCGCCAGUUCCGAGGCGGUGACGCAUGUGGAGUCACGGGGCGAAGUUGAACGGAUUACAGCGGUCGUUGCACCGAACACGGUGUUGAUCGAGGAAACGAUCACUCUUCAGCCGCCGCUCAGCUUUCAGGACGCCCCGCUGAGUUACGGACACGAGGCCCGGCCGGAUCUUUUCUACACGGCCGACCUGGCCGCCGACUCGACGACGCAUUUCAGGCCAAUUAAGGACGACGUGGAACUCGUGGAACGUGUCAACGGCAACCACGAUGAAUUCCGCGAAGCCACCUGCGUUUCCGGCACGGGAAGAAGCAACGACGACAGGUCGUCGCCGCCGCCGUUACCGGCUAGAAAUCACGUUAAUAGGAUCUGCGUAAACCAGACGCAGACGAGUGAAUCUGGAAGCGAGGCGCGUCCGCGAAUCUCCGCAACGGUACCUGUCUCCUCCGAGAGGCAACUUUCGGAAGCUCCUCUAUUACCGCCGAAACCGUUGCCGAGAAAGGACGUUAAGGCUAGACGGAAGAGACCACCUCCGCCGCCUCCACCGCCGAUUAUAACACCGCGAAGAGAAAUUAAGUCUUCUCCGUCGAUCGAUUCUAAUCACAUAACGGAAACAGAAAGCGAGAAUCUUUCGCAAGUUGAAAGCACAGAAUGCAUUCGAUCAGGAGUAUGCAGUCUGUCAUCAAAUGAAGAUAAUAUCCUUGACGAAAGGAAUCGAAGACUCGAGAGCUCAGACGGGAGUCUCGCUAAUGAAUCUGACAUGAAGAACGCUCUUGAUAACGAGAAAGACAAAGCCUUAAAUUCGGGAGAAGCCGCACAAACGAACAAGGUCUUUGAAAUUAUCGAAAUCAGAAUGUCCAAAGGUUUGCAGUCCGAUCAGAAGGAGGAAACUGCAAAGAGUAAAUCAAAUAAUGCAACAGAAAUUCUGAAUUGCAAGCAAAGUAAAGUUAAAGAUAAAGUAACUGACAGGACCGAGCAAGAUCAACUGCAACCUGUGAAUAAUUCGAAGAAAGUCUCACCGGAGCAUCAAACCACGAACACAGAAUCAACCGACAAGCGUAUUAACGGGUCAAACAAUGAAAAAGAAAGACGGAAAGACUCGGAAAGUUGUUAUCAAGAAGAAACUAAAAUAACGGAUCAGGACACUUUUAAGGAAGUAUUUACAUCGAACGAAGACAGUAUCUCGUCGCUCGAUAAUCCUGUGGUGCAAGAAAGCGAGGACGACGAAACUUACCAAUCGCUCGACGUGACGAACGACGACAUAAAGACAGCAAAAGUGAAUCAAAUACUAAAGACGGAGGAAGUUAUGGAGGAAGAAGACACCACCGACGAAAGCGACGACGGCGACUAUUACUGGCAAAGUAAUCUCGCUACCAUCGGCGAAGAGGAGGAAACUUCCUUAGAAUACGUGAAUGCAAACAACGCAGACACGAAUGAUUCCAGCGAGCUGGCGGUGAAACCGGAAGACUCGUCUCCUGCAAUCAAGAAAGAUACGUUCGUUAAAAACGCGCGAGAUGACGAAGCAGACCGCGUGAGCAAGAUUGCAGAAUACACGGAGGAGGAAAGCAAGAACCCGAACAAAGACACGGUAAAUGGUAAGAUGGAAAACUGCGGAGGCGGCCAGCGCCUGCCCCCGGACGGGGACGAAUUUCCAGCAGCAUACCAAGAAUUCAGCAACAGUGGCAACCAGCCACCGUACAGAUAUAUCGCCGCGACAAGGACAGCGACGAUAACCACGAAUGGCGGAGGAUUGUGCAACGAGAACGAGUCGUUCCGUGCUGGCGAGACUACUCUUAAAAUGCUCGCGAACGACAGCAACGUUGUCGGUUCGAGGAGCAUUAUUCUACCCGAUAGUAAGAUGACGUUCGCAGACACUGAAAACGUGAGGCAGGAUCUAAACAAAGUCGCUUUGGCAAACAUGGAGAGCGUCCGGUCCGAGAUGGGCAAGGCUACGUCGGCCAGUGUGGAUAAUGUAUGUCAAGACGUCAAGUCCACCGAGGUCGCUAACGAAGAGAAAAAAUCACCUUAUCAUACCUCGGAAGAUAUCGCCAAGAAAAACGCUUCCAUCGGCGCGGCAAAUUCCCUUUACUCUUGUCAGACGACUAACAGCAACUUAAUGAUAAGCGAGAAGAAAAUGGAGAUCGCCGGAUAUUACCACAAGGACGUGACGACGAUCGAACAAGUGCCAAGCCACGUGGAAAAGGACACGCCUGUUGAAAUCCCGCCGCCUCUGCCAUUGACAGGUCCGCCGAAAAUCGAGCAAACAGUUUUGCACGCGAGAAACGUUCCUACAAUAGAGUCGCCGCAGAGAAAGUUUUCCUUGAACGGCGAUCUCUGGAGACAAGACGACAAGUCCGAGCGAUCUGUUCGCGACAAAAUCGCCAUGUUUUCGUCGCAGAGCAGCCUUGACGCGCCCCUAUUUCCCAAUACCGUGACAGCGGCAGCAGCCACGAACAACAGCAAACGCCUCUCCAAGUACAAGUCCUCCGAAGAUGUGUGCUGCGAUGACAAGAGCAACGGACAGAAGGACCGGCCGUCCUUCUUUGCCGACAGGACACAGAGUUCCUUCGACCUCACCGAUUCGGCGAAAGCUAUGACAGGGCAUGAUUCCGCGAAGAAAUAUAACCAGAGACCGCCUAGUUUGCCACAGACUGUUCAACCUGCUCUGUCGAGUUCAACUACGCAAACUGCGCGGGUUCCAAAGACGCUACCGAUCGUUCCGCCGAAAACUACAUCGCUGUCCAGUCCGUCCUCGUAUGACAAGCAGAACUUUUUAAAUACAACGACGAAAAAUUAUGGCGCGAGCGCCGCCGAAAACGGCAAUUUGCAGAAUGCCGUGUAUUCAAGUGUCAGUAAAGCUGUGGGUUCUUGUAACAGUUCUAGCAACUCGGUCAAGACAACGAGCACGCCUUCGUUAACGCGAGCUACCAGUUUCUCAGGCCCGACACCCUUCACGCAAAAUCGAGAUUCUCUGGCAAGCGAUUCCAUCGGUAACUCACAAAUCUCAAGGACGAAUUCCUUGGCGUCCACGUUUAAACGACCCGGAGAAGAUGCGAGAAGAAACAGCUUGAAUCAGCUGAUUGAGCAGAGACGAAGAUCGAUAUCGAAGCUACGUGGGCUGGUCAUACCGGAAAAAGAUACCGUACCGAUCGACCAACCUAUCGUCGAUCUACCGGAAAUCAAAUCGCGGGAUUCGAUAUUGUUGCAUCAGAUACCAAAGGCAAACAUUCAAGACAAAUGGGGGUCUCAGAGUUCCUUAGCCAGCAAUGUCAGCACGGCGAGUCAGCCCUUGAAAGCGACAACGUCCUUCAAGAUGCCGGCGCCACAGAUACACUCCAAGUACUCCCCGGCUUUCAAGAGAAAGUCUCUCACGGUUUACGGUACUUCAGUGACAAGCUCCGCGAUAAACGGCAGCAGUCCGAUCAAGAGCUCUCAAUCACCGGCGAUGUCCACGUUUUCGGAGCCGCCGAAAAGCCUGGAAAGUAUUUGCAGCCCGACGAGAAGCGAUUACAGCUUCGAGUUCGCUUCGACGACCAGCUCGCCGGAUGGUUCGCGUACGCGGCCGAGGACGAUGCAGAGGAAGGCACGCUUAGAUUACGACGACUCUGAUAAUGAUUCGGCUGUGAGCAGCUCCCAGAGCAGUAUAUCGCGCGGCUUCAGUCCGCCGAUGUCUCCGGUACCAUCGGAAAGAUCCACCAUUUCGUCGGAGAGAUCUUACGUCUCCACGGAAUUAAACUGCCAACGUCGACCUUUGAUCGCGGACAAUUUGAGUAGAAUCUCAGUCGCACGGGAUAUCAGAGAUCCGAUUGUUGCAUCCGACAAAGAUCAAUUUGCCCCCAGGAUAGGUGUCCUCGGUGAACGAACGUACCUGGCCGAGAGAUCGUCUUCCAGCAGCAGCGGCUCGAAUCCGCGCUCGCCACAGCCGAACGAGCUUGUGUCGAGGGGCUCGCAGAUCCCUCAGAGACAACUGAGGCGAUCGAACAGCACCGAUACAAAUUGCAGCACGUCCUCGACGCUCACAUCCGGAUCUCAGGCGAGUGCCGAGUCCUUAUCCCGAAGGGUACUGAAGCCGCAAAGCGUGGAGGCGAUAAAUCGGAAGAAUAUCCUAGCGAGUGCCAGAUGCCGAAGUGGCAGGGAUCUGAACGGGUCGCCGCUGAUCCAGCGAAAGUUCUCGGACGACGAAGAUGCUGCGAAAGGUGUCAUCGAGAACGGCGGCGUUAUUCAUCCGAUGAGCAAUAAUACCGUAAACAAUUCCGCGAGCAAACAAGAGAUCAAGAUUGCCUACAUAGAAGUCGCGGACCCCUUUGCGGAGGAUAAAAGCUCGUUCUCGAAGAGGACGGAGAAGCCUAAACUGCCGCCUAAAAUGAGUUUCCCGCCGCCGGCUAUUAGACCGCCUAAGUCCGAAAUGUUGGAGCCAUCGAACGAUCUGAAAAUGUGGGUUCGAGCGGAGGUGAAGACCCUGUCGCGAUCGAUGGAAGAAAAGUCGAAAAGCCCACCCGUUGCGACGCAAAACUUGGAAACGAGAAACAAUCGCGGGUCCAUGUUUAACGAGCCCGUGAUUGCAGAAUCCAACGACGAUUUGUCUUCAAAGGGCAGAAUCACGGUAAGCGAUACGAAGGUGACCGCGAUGGAGGCGUCGAAACCACAAAGUAGAGCGACUCCCAGAAAAAGUGUGGAAGAGCAAAACGAUCUCUUGACCAUCCUAACGACGAAGAGCCGCUCCAGAUCAGCCAUACAUGUCGACGAAGGGACUUUCGGCAGGUCGAAGAGCCAGAUGAGCCUGGAGGAUAUACUUGGCGCUAAGCCGGACCUCAAGUUAACCCGCGCGCCAAAUACAGAGUCGAAAAUGGAGAAAAACGGUGCGAUAACAAGCUCGCCGGUGAAGCCUGUUUACGAAAACUCCAAAGAAAGUCGAUACGGUAGAAGAGGCUCCACUACUUCGAACGAGUCCUGGACGGAAGACAAACCCUUCGUCUCAAAAAUACCAACUUUAGGGAGAGUCAAAACUGUGGACAGCGGUGACGAAAUGUCGGAGAGCGUCGAAAGAAUGAAAAGCGCACCGGCGUCGAAGAUUCCGACGUGCCGUGGCCUGAAUCGACGCAGCGCCAGCGUGACGGAUAUGAAGAAAGCCCUGGAGAAGAUCGACACGAAUCCCGUACACAGCCAGCUGCAACAGACCGCCAGCGGUACUCACAAUCGUUUUCCAAGUCUGGACAGCAGCGUGGACGAGAACAUCGGUACGGAAAUGGACACCGCCGACAGGUGCUACGGCGAGCAAUUCGGCAGCAUCAGUUCGCUGGCCAGCAGCACCAGCCUGAUCUCGCAACAGGAACUGGCGCAGCUCGUCGAGGAGGCGAGCUUGGAGGAGGCACGUGGCGCGCACGACGUCAUAGUCGUUCUACUCCACAAGGAGAACCCGACCGGCAGCGUCGGCAUCACUUUGGCCGGCGGCGCGGACUGCGAGGUGAAGGAGAUCACGGUUCACCGAGUGCUGACACACUCCAUCGCGGACAAAGACGGCCGGGUGCAGAGGGGCGAUAGGAUUCUCAGCAUAAACGGUCGGAGCACGCGAGGUCUCACGCACAGGGAGAGCAUGGCGGUGCUGAAGCAGCCGAGAUCGGAGGUCGUGUUGGUCGUGUCGAGGGUCAGGAUGGAGGAGGGCUGUAAGCUGAGGUCGCGAACCGCGAGUGUCGAAACCAUCGUCGAAGGGUUAGAGACGAAUGGAAACGUGGAGAACACGGCGUGGGGGCCACCGUCGACCGUGGCGGUUUACAAGGACGGAGCCGGACUGGGAUUUAGCCUGGAGGGCGGCAGGGAUAGUCCCCUCGGGGAUAAACCUCUAAUCAUCAAGAAGAUUUUCACCGGAGGUGCUGCCGAGAAAACGGGUGCCUUGAAAGCCGGGGACCAAUUGCUCGAGGUAAACGGUAACGACGUAACGCGAAUGUCGAGGAUAGAAGCGUGGUCUUUCAUGAAGAAGCUCCACGACGGCGAAGUGAAUCUGCUAGUCAGGCAUCCUGCCACCAAAUCCUCGUGAAGAGUACGAAAUCCCGAUCGCACGAUGCAAACGGAACGUAGAGAAA
Messenger RNA from Vollenhovia emeryi, 7709 nucleotides. RefSeq lists its product as uncharacterized. Bases 425 to 7663 code for a protein of 2412 amino acids. The record is from RefSeq and is a predicted model, not a curated record. Gene Ontology annotation, molecular function: protein binding. NCBI's taxonomy places the organism in Eukaryota, Metazoa, Arthropoda, Insecta, Hymenoptera, Formicidae. The transcript has 11 exons.